Messenger RNA from Penicillium subrubescens, 1083 nucleotides. RefSeq lists its product as uncharacterized. Gene Ontology annotation, biological process: protein phosphorylation. Gene Ontology annotation, molecular function: protein kinase activity; ATP binding. The transcript is spliced from 2 exons. Lineage: Eukaryota; Fungi; Ascomycota; Eurotiomycetes; Eurotiales; Aspergillaceae. The record is from RefSeq and is a predicted model, not a curated record. The coding region runs from base 1 to 1083 and encodes 360 amino acids.
AUGGCGUCCAGUGCCAACCUCUCAACAGAGCCGGACCCUGUACAUCACUCCGUCGCCUCAGGUCCCCCCUACCAACCUCCAGAGAUAGCCUUGUCUGAGGUGACGCCGGUCGAGCUCAUCCGUGAGGCUGAGACUUCAUCUGUGUUCCGGGCUCGAUGGCGGGAAAAGGACUGUAUCGUGAAAAUUCAUCAUCAUCGAGAAAAGUUUCCUUGGGACUCUGAUGAUCGCGAAAUUGAUCCAUUUCUCUGCGAAAGCCGCGCUUACUGUCGGCUUAAGGAGCAUGGGCUCUGUGAGAGAGGCUAUGUCCCGGACUUCUACGGCUUGAUCAAGGACAUUGACCCCAAGACCGAGGGCUGGAAGUCGCGUCUCGAGGCUUUUGUUGAAGAUCCCGUCCGUCCGAAUGGCGUGGUGAUCGAAUACAUCCCCAACACACAGCAAAUUGACCCCGCCAACUUCUCCACUGCACGAGCUGAUCAACUCAGAACCGCGAUAUCUGUGAUGCACAAGGCCGGAGUCUUCCACGAUGACAUUUACCCACGAAAUGUGAUUGUGCAGGAAGAAACAGAUCGGGCUGUCUGGAUUGAUUUUGAUCACGCCCAUACUUUUCCUCUGGACUCUCGAACGGAGUCCGAAGAGGAGAACAUGCAAGAGUGGAUGAAAGAUGAGGAUGACAGGGUUCAUUAUCUUUUGAUUGGGCUGGUAAGGACUUACGGCUUACAACUCCUUGAGCAAGGCUUACUUUCAUUACAGGCUGAGGACCAUAAACGGGGCGAGAUUUGGUGGUCUUGGAUGUUCUACUAUGAUACUGCUGACCCCCCCGGAUGGACCGAAGAGGACCAGGAAGCCAAACUCAAGGUGAUGCUAGGAACAGAGUAUCCAGCUUACGUCGAGAAAAAGAGAAAGUGUGAGGAGAAGGAAUGCCAACGAGCUAGAAUUCGUCGCCAAAAGUCUUCCUCAUGGGAAUGUGACGAAUUCGAGGACAAUCACAAUGAAGUCGACCCUGACAAGGGCAAUAAUGACAACGAUAAUGAUGAGGAUGAGACGACUGCGGAGCCACGGCCACCUUCCUUAGACACCUGGUAG